AUGGAGGGAUUCAACCAUUCUGGAGUAUCUGAAUUUGUAUUACUUGGACUUACUGAUUCUCCUGAGCUCCAGAUUUUUUUCUUUGUGAUGUUUUCUGUUUUCUAUUUACUAACUAUGUUGGGCAACUGCUUGAUUUUGCUCACAGUCCUAUGCACCCCACACCUUCACUCCCCCAUGUAUUUCCUCCUCAGCAACCUGUCUCUCAUUGACAUGUGCUUGUCCUCCUUUGCCACUCCAAAGAUGAUCAUGGACUUCUUUGCUGAGCAUAAGACCAUCUCCUUUGAGGGCUGCAUUUCUCAGAUCUUCUUUUUGCACCUUUUCACUGGGACUGAGAUUGUGCUGCUGAUCUCCAUGUCUUUUGACAGGUACAUUGCCAUAUGCAAACCUCUCCAUUAUUCAACAAUUAUGAGCCAAAGAGUGUGUGUUGGGCUUGUGGUAACUUCUUGGACAGUGGGCUUCCUGCAUACAAUGAGCCAGUUAGCUUUUACUCUCUGUUUACCCUUCUGUGGUCCCAAUGUUGUAGACAGUUUCUUCUGUGACCUUCCUUUGGUCAUCCAGCUGGCUUGUAUAGAUAUCUAUGUUCUUGGAAUCUUCAUGAUCUCAACUAGUGGUGUGAUUGCUCUUGUAAGCUUUCUGCUUUUGCUCACCUCCUACGUCAUUGUUCUUGUCACUAUCAAGGACCACUCCUCCACAGGAUCAUCUAAGGUUUUUUCUACCUGUACUGCACAUUUCCUAGUUGUGUUAAUGUUCUUUGGGCCCUGCAUCUUCAUCUAUGUGUGGCCUUUCACCAACUUCCUGGUGGACAAAGUUCUGUCUGUUUUCUAUACCAUCUUUACCCCCUUUCUGAAUCCACUUAUCUAUACUUUGAGAAACCAGGAAAUGAAGACGGCUGUGAAGAAGAAACUAAGAAACCAAUACCUAAAUCUUGGGAAAACUUCUCCAAGAUAUCCAGUGCAAUCAAUCUCCUGA
Puma concolor (puma) is the source of this 969-nucleotide messenger RNA. Its product is annotated as olfactory receptor 4K2-like. Lineage: Eukaryota; Metazoa; Chordata; Mammalia; Carnivora; Felidae. The record is from RefSeq and is a predicted model, not a curated record. Gene Ontology annotation, cellular component: membrane. Gene Ontology annotation, biological process: G protein-coupled receptor signaling pathway. Gene Ontology annotation, molecular function: G protein-coupled receptor activity; olfactory receptor activity.